Molecule: messenger RNA, 829 nt
Organism: Sphaeramia orbicularis (orbiculate cardinalfish)
Lineage: Eukaryota; Metazoa; Chordata; Actinopteri; Kurtiformes; Apogonidae
Product: trifunctional purine biosynthetic protein adenosine-3-like
Exons: 3
Coding region: 274-621 (115 amino acids)
Biological process (GO): biosynthetic process
Source: RefSeq, a predicted model, not a curated record
GAGAUGAAGGAGAAGGAAUGAAGCUUUUCUAAUGAUGCGAUGAGUGUUUGUGUGUUUUGCAGUCAGCAGGAUUUAAGCUUCCGAGAAGGGCAGAGAACGAGGGGUGGCGUGGAGAGAAGAGACGAGGCUUUGAUGUGGUGAUAAGAAAGUUACAGUAUGUUGGUAUGCUUUGGCAUUUGUGAGUAAAAUAAUCCUAGAAAGAAAGACAGCAUCCAGUGAUAACCGGAGAGGGAAGAAAAGAUCAGAGGACUGGGAGGAGUGACGAGAAUACGGAUGGCGGAAAGAGGAACUGAGAUUUUGGAGCGGCUCACCUGUCGCCUCACAGCAAUAAGGUCCUGGGUUCGAUUCCAGCCCCGACUGGGCCUUUCUGUGUGGACUUUACACAUUGUCGCUGUGUUUACAUGGGUUUUCUCCAGAUACUCUAAGGAGGAGGUGGACGCGGGGGCCAUCAUCGUGCAGGAGGCGGUGCCCGUCCUCCGCGGGGACACGGAGGACACUCUGUCGGACAGAAUCAAAGGAGCCGAGCACCGGGCCUACCCCGAGGCCGUGGAGCUGGUGUCCAGUGGGAGCGUGAGGCUGGGAGAGGACGGGCGCAUCAUCUGGGAUUCAAAGCGCAGUUAGAACAGUUAGAAAAGUCUGAGACGUGUGUUUGAAAACUGAUUCUGUCCAUGAACCAGCAGCAUUUCAUCUCAUCCUUUUGGUCUCCUAGCAUGUCUUUGUAUUAGACUUGAAAUAAAAACUACAUUCCAUUUCUGUUUACAUUCCAUUUUUCAGCUUUGUAGACAAAUGUUACAGUUGUGUGCAUGAGAAUGAAUCACAUAGAUGGAAA